Messenger RNA from Olea europaea var. sylvestris, 451 nucleotides. RefSeq lists its product as uncharacterized. Lineage: Eukaryota; Viridiplantae; Streptophyta; Magnoliopsida; Lamiales; Oleaceae. The transcript has a single exon. The coding region runs from base 77 to 322 and encodes 81 amino acids. The record is from RefSeq and is a predicted model, not a curated record.
CUCUAUCAGUACCAUAUAAAUACUCCCAGUGAGACCAGCAAACAAAACCCAACUCGAUCAAACAAAUACUAAGGACAUGGCAGAUAUAGCUAUGUUGGUAGCAGAGGAGUAUGAGAGGAGGGUGAAGGAUUCGAGGAAAAGAGGGGAAGAAGACAUGGAAAUGUUUUCUUGUGUGGCAAUUUUGAGUAAGAGACUUGAAGGGUCUUCUACUUGGAUCAAAAUGAAGCUGCGAAAGGUAGACGACGAAGAAGAUAAAGUGGAGAUUUUGGCACCUAAAUCGCAAUUCAGUGUUGCUGCUACAAACUGUUUCUUUUCUGCUUAGACACUUUGAUUCUCUGCGUUUGUAAAUGAAUUUUUAUGCUUAUUUUCUUGUCUUUGUUUUUGAUGUCGUAUAUUUCAAUGUCAUUUGAAAUUGAAGAUAAAAUUGGAAUGCAUCUUUCCUCCACUUUUA